Molecule: messenger RNA, 1083 nt
Organism: Kalmanozyma brasiliensis GHG001
Lineage: Eukaryota; Fungi; Basidiomycota; Ustilaginomycetes; Ustilaginales
Product: Mitochondrial substrate/solute carrier
Exons: 1
Coding region: 1-1083 (360 amino acids)
Biological process (GO): mitochondrial phosphate ion transmembrane transport
Cellular component (GO): mitochondrial inner membrane
Molecular function (GO): phosphate transmembrane transporter activity
Source: RefSeq, a predicted model, not a curated record
AUGGCAACUACUACCACCGCUGGGUCGCGAGACUCUUCGCAGCCUCCUAUCUCCAACGACGAGGCUCUCCGUCGCCUUGGUAUGAAGGGCGGCGACUCUUCAUCCAAGCCCGCCUCGUCCUCGAAAGGCGGCUACAAGAUGGCUCCAGGUGCCCUCACUCCUGCUUUCGGUCUCGGCGACUAUGCGCGCUUCUUCGCUUCGGGUGCUCUCUGCGCUACAAUCACUCACGGUGCCAUGACCCCCAUCGAUGUGGUCAAGACGCGAAUUCAACUCGAGCCAAAGGGCUCCAAAGAGACCAUGGUGUCCAUGGGUCGCAAGAUCAUCUCGUCCGAAGGUCCUGCAGGUCUCUUGACCGGCUUUGGUCCUACUGCUGUCGGCUACCUCAUCCAAGGUGGUGCGAAGUUUGCCGGUUACGAGUUCUUCAAGAAGAAGGGUGUCGAUUGGGCUGGUAGCGACGAGGCCGCUUCGCAAUAUCGUCAGGUCAUCUACCUCGGUGGUGCCUCUGCUGCUGAAGUGAUUGCGACCACACUUCUCACACCGCUGGAAGCUGCCCGCAUUCGUCUCGUCUCGGAACGUGGCUACGCAAAGGGUCUGGUCGGUGCCAUUACUCGCAUGGCUGGUGAGGAAGGUCUCGCUGGCUUCUAUGCAGGAUACGCUCCCAUCCUCUGCAAGCAGGUCCCUUACGCCAUCGGCCAGUUCGUCACCAACGAGUGGGCUCACACCAUGGUCGACUCCACCAUCUCGAAAGAGGAGCGCGAAAAGUACGGCAAGGCGGGCGAGGUCACCAUCCAGCUCGGUUGCGGUAUGGUAGCCGGUGUGGCUGCUGCUGUGCUCUCUCACCCUGCUGACACUCUACUCAGCAAGAUCAACAAGGGCGGAGGAGGAAAGGGCAGCGCCAUGACCAAGCUCGUUCGUCUGGCCGGCGAGACGGGACCCGUCGGUAUCUGGGCCGGUCUGGGUACCAGGGUGCUGAUGACCGCCUUCCUCGUCUCAGGACAGUUCUUGCUGUACGCACAGAUCGGCCAGAUGAUUGGCAAACCUCCUGGUAUCGAAAUCCGUUCCGAGACCGAGAAGCAGCAGUAG